AUGAACAUAUGAUGGCUGUAAUUUGUGGGCGUUUGCUGGUUAUAACUUGUACCACUGAAAUUAUGAUGACUAUUUUCUCGUACAAUGUAUUGUUAUAACCAUAUUAUUUUGUUACAGGUGACAAAUGAUGAGAAAUGGAUAAUAGCUCUCAUAGACUGAGAUAAAGCUAAGAAAUGGCCACUUUUUUGGGAUCUCAUGUGGUAGAGGAGGAAGAGGUUCGAGAAGGACUUUUAUGUCCUAUAUGUCUUCAGGAUCUUGGAACUAUUAAUCAGUUACAAGAACAUUUUGAUUCUGUCCAUAGUUUUGAAGAUAAAGAUGUGCUUCAAUCUUUGAAAGUCUUUCUAGGGAAAGCAAAAAGAAAAAUACUUAAUAAACAGGACUCACUGUUAGAUGGUUCACCGAGAUCCUUCUAUGUAGAUUCUUCUGAACCUGGUAGAAAUCAACGAAAUAUUUACUCAGUUCCUUCUGAGCCUCAAGAGAUAGGCAUCAUAACACGUCACACAGAUUAUUUUAAGAAAAUCCGAGACACCAAAGUUGAUAGAUAUGUCAUAGAAACCAACAAGUUGCUUAUUAGACUUGAUAAACUCAUCACAGAUGCUCCAGUGGAUCCUGAGAAAAGAAAAGUUCAUGAGAAGAACAUAGUUCCAUGGAUAGCUGAUAAUGAUGUGAAACUCUGCCCUAGCUGUGCUCGAACUUUCAACCUGUCACGACGCCGUCACCACUGUCGCCUUUGUGGAGGAAUAAUGUGUCACAACUGUUCAGAGUUUCUGGACUUUCAUUAUGCAAGAAAGUUGCUACACCCUGGUGUGACUCUUGAUGUAACUACUCAGGAAGUUCGGCCUACACUGCAGAGACGAGGGAGUAGCAGCAGUUUACUUUCUAUAGUGAGCACAGCAGGAGAACCUCACAUCCGAGUUUGUCAAAACUGUAAAGUUUCCCUUGAUCGAAGAGACCAAUUUAUGGAGCAGAAAAAUAGUAAACCUAUUAUUGUUCAGAUGUAUGAGAGAAUGCGAGAACACAUGGCAGAAGUCGUGGGACUGUUACCUUUAUACUUUAAAAUGGCUGAUGCAUUAAGUUAUGGAGAAACUAGUUACAGCCUCAAAGAUGCUCAAGAACUCCGGAUGAAACUGACUAAACUAGCAGAAAAUAUUGAUAUCAUCAGUCGAAAAAUUUCAGUGCUUGGUACCAGAGAUGAGCCAUCCCCAUCACCAAAAAGUCUUCAGUUGCAGGGCUGUGUGCGAUAUGCAGCAAGUAAUUUCCUAAGAGAUAACAUCUUAGGCUUACCAUCACUGCCAUCAGAAGAAGAAUUUCACAAAUUACAGGAAGAACAUCGAAAAGAGGUACAUCAGCGUAUACAGCAGGAGAAACAGGCAGCUCUUGAGUCAAGGCAGUUCAGUCCCACAGAGGACCCUUACAAGAGAAAUGGAAACAGACAGUCAUUUCCACAUACAGUAAACCAGGAUAUGAUUUCUGUGGACACUGGCUGGACACCAGACAGUGUGGAAUAUUCUAUGUCCAUGGAUGAUGAUCCUAUGGUUCAGCAAAUGAAUAUUAUUAGAAAUUUUAUCAAACAAGCACGAGAAGCUCAUCGUUAUGACGAAGUUCGAACAUUAGAAGAGAACUUAACAGAGUUGCAACAGGAAUAUUUGAAACAGAAGAACUCAUAAAUUAAACCUAAUUGUUAGAAACUUUCUCGUGCUAGAAAUGUUCUGAGCUCUGUGAUUUUUUUUUAAUACAUGUUUCUGAAGUAUUGCAAAAAAUUGCACCAUCAAGAAGGAACAAAGCAUUUGGAUCUUGUUAGUAGUAGAAAAAGAGAGACUGACCAAGGUAGAAAGAAGCAUGUCAUGUACUCCACUGUUAUGUAAAUAGGUCUUGUACAAAACUUCUAUACAAGCUACUCUGUUUGGCAAGGUUUGAUAACAAGUCUGUUGUGAACGUAGAUUGUUAGCAGUUGUUAAAUAUCAUGUUACAGUAUUAUCAGAUUUACCCAAGCAUUAAUACCUGUAGCAAGUCACAGUGUAAUCAGAAUUGAUUAAGAAGUAUACUACUCAUGUCGGCACACUUGAUCAAAUAUCUGUUAAAAUGUAAAAUCAUGUUAAAUUAAAAAUGAGGGCACUUUUUAACCUACUAUUUCUAGCUGAAAAAUACCUCGGCUUGUAUGUAUUAUUUUUCUUGGUAAUGUUGUUUUUUAGAAUAUUUUGUUUAUUAAAUAACAUCUACAUAAAGUUACAAUUUUGCAUAUCUUGUGUACAGUAUAAUAUUGCAUACAAGUUUAGUGUACAACAGAAAUAAAGACAUUUUGACAAGAA
Limulus polyphemus (Atlantic horseshoe crab) is the source of this 2309-nucleotide messenger RNA. It is a transcript of the gene Rbsn-5, whose product is annotated as rabenosyn-5-like. Gene Ontology annotation, molecular function: metal ion binding. The transcript has 9 exons. NCBI's taxonomy places the organism in Eukaryota, Metazoa, Arthropoda, Merostomata, Xiphosura, Limulidae. The record is from RefSeq and is a predicted model, not a curated record. Bases 174 to 1667 code for a protein of 497 amino acids.